Molecule: messenger RNA, 960 nt
Organism: Lodderomyces margitis
Lineage: Eukaryota; Fungi; Ascomycota; Pichiomycetes; Serinales; Debaryomycetaceae
Exons: 1
Coding region: 1-960 (319 amino acids)
Biological process (GO): maturation of SSU-rRNA from tricistronic rRNA transcript (SSU-rRNA, 5.8S rRNA, LSU-rRNA)
Cellular component (GO): nucleolus
Source: RefSeq, a predicted model, not a curated record
AUGAGCGAAGAUGCAGAAUAUUUAAGGACCUUGGAGAUACAGAGACGCAAUUUUGAAGCCCAGUUUGGCUCUAUUGGAGACCUUGGAUUCGAAGACAAGUUGGAUGAGGUGGAUGCUGAAGAUGAUUUAUCACUGGAUACGGAAACGUCUGACAAUGAGGAUGUUGACUUUGACGGAUUUAGCAGCGAGAGCGAAGACUCAACUUCAGACUCAGAUAAUGCCGAGGUCUCAGAUAUAGAUGAACCACCUAAACCUAGAGUCGUAAAACUAAACACACCAACAUCCGAUAUCCCACCCGUUGUUGCAUCCAAAAACGAGCGGAAACUACUCAAGGCAGGGAGAGCAGCUACACUUUCCGAGCUAGAGGCUGUGAACAAGCGAGCAUCCAAGCAGACACUUAAGCAAGCUAAUAAAACGGCAAAGGAAGAAUCUGAGAAUCUUGAGAAUGACUUGAAAUUACAACGUUUGUUGAAAGAAUCGCAUAUUUUGGCUAACAACGUAGACCCCCAAUUCAGUGGUGCUGAUCUAACGUUAAAGACAAUAGACUUUGAAGACCCCACAGGGAAGUCGCGAAAGCGAGUGUUGUCAUCGCGUAUCAAUGAAUUAACGACCACUAAUAAAACAAAGGAAAAGAGGUUGGAGUCCAUGCCGAUGAAUAUGAGAAAGGGUAUGAUUGCCAAAAGAGACGCGAGAGUUGCCAAGUAUGAGAAGGAGGCAAAAGAUGCAGGAAUAGUGCUAUCGAAAUUGAAGAAGGGCCAAGUACGGGACUUGAAUGCCGGUCGUGGUUCAACAUCAUCAAAUGAUCGUUUAGGUUCUGGUAAACAAAACAAGGUACAAAAGAGGGAAAGAGGAUUGAAAAUCAAUGGUGUUGGAAGAUCAACCAGAAACGGAUUGGUUAUAUCUCAAAACGACAUUGAUCGCAUAAAUAAUCAGGGCAAAAGACAUGGUAAAAAAAGAUAA